Messenger RNA from Fusarium coffeatum, 1425 nucleotides. RefSeq lists its product as uncharacterized. Gene Ontology annotation, biological process: tetrahydrofolate biosynthetic process. The coding region runs from base 1 to 1425 and encodes 474 amino acids. Gene Ontology annotation, cellular component: mitochondrial envelope. The record is from RefSeq and is a predicted model, not a curated record. Gene Ontology annotation, molecular function: 2-amino-4-hydroxy-6-hydroxymethyldihydropteridine diphosphokinase activity; dihydropteroate synthase activity. NCBI's taxonomy places the organism in Eukaryota, Fungi, Ascomycota, Sordariomycetes, Hypocreales, Nectriaceae. The transcript has 3 exons.
AUGCCUGGACUCAGACAUAAUGCCUGUGGAUGCGCGUGCGCUAAUGGAGGUGGUUGCGGGAGCAGUGGCCCGCGCAAGAGGACGGCGUAUAUUGCGCUCGGGAGUAACAUGGGGGACCGUGUUGCCGAAAUUGAGCGUGCGUGCAACGAGAUGGAUCGUCGUGGAAUCAAGGUCAAGAGAACUAGUAGUCUCUGGGAGACGGAACCUAUGUACGUUACCGACCAAGACCGUUUUGUCAACGGUGCGUGCGAGGUUGAGACGGAACUGGAACCUAUAGCUCUACUGGAUCAACUCCAAUCCAUUGAGAACGAUAUGGGACGCAAGAAAGUCAUCGAUAAGGGUCCGCGUAACAUCGACCUAGACAUUUUGCUCUACAGUGACGAGACAGUCGACCACGAGCGUCUCAAGGUCCCCCAUAUUGGAAUUCUGGAGAGAGAAUUCGUGUUGAGACCCCUGGCCGAACUCAUCCCAGCCAAGUCACUCGAUCCGAGAAAACCAUGGAAGCUCAUCCAGAAUAAUCUAAAUGAACUACCUCUAGGCGAGCCCCUCUCUUCCAUGACGCCACUCUCUACACGGGCAGGAUCUUUGACGCCUCUGGUUGGCAAGAGGAAGACCCAAGUUAUGGGUAUUCUCAACUUGACGCCUGAUUCUUUUUCAGAUGGAGGUCGUCAUGAUCGAGAUAACCUCGCCCAGACCAUCUUAAAUAUGGUCAAGAAUGGAACGUCUAUCAUUGAUAUUGGCGGCCAGUCUACUGCUCCCGGGCGACCAGAAGUUUCGGCCGAGGAAGAAGCAUCUCGUGUUGUGCCUGCUGUCGAGCUCAUCCGCUCACUCCCCGAAGCUCGUGAUGUGGCUAUCAGCAUCGACACGUAUCGUGCAUCCGUCGCUGAGCAAGCCAUCGCCAGCGGUGCAGACAUCAUCAACGACGUAUCCGCUGGGAUGCUAGAUUCAGAAAUGCUCUCUACCGUUGCCCGCCUUCAGAAAACAAUCUGUCUGAUGCACAUGCGCGGCACACCACAGACCAUGACAAAACUAACCUCGUAUCCAGAAGGUCUAAUCCCCACCUUAGCAUCCGAGCUUCUCUCUCGCGUAGCAGCGGCCGAGGAAGCGGGUAUCCGCCGGUGGCGGAUGAUUCUGGACCCGGGCAUCGGCUUCGCCAAGACGGGAGAGCAAAACCUCGAGAUAUUGCGGAGGCUGGAUGAGCUUCGGUACUGGCCCGGACUAGAAGGUCUUCCGUGGCUCGUUGGCUCGAGUCGCAAGGCUUUUGUCGGGAAAAUCACGGGGGUCACGGAACCGGCGCAGCGGACAUGGGGAACGGCAGCGACGGUAGCGGCGGCGGUACAGGGCGGUGCGGAUGUGGUGAGGGUGCACGACACGGCUGAGAUGGGGAUGGUGGCUAAGAUGGCUGAUGCUAUUUGGAGAGCAUAG